Macadamia integrifolia is the source of this 2540-nucleotide messenger RNA. Its product is annotated as protein S-acyltransferase 24-like. Gene Ontology annotation, biological process: protein palmitoylation. Gene Ontology annotation, cellular component: Golgi membrane. Gene Ontology annotation, molecular function: palmitoyltransferase activity; protein binding. The record is from RefSeq and is a predicted model, not a curated record. The transcript has 13 exons. The coding region runs from base 364 to 2256 and encodes 630 amino acids. Lineage: Eukaryota; Viridiplantae; Streptophyta; Magnoliopsida; Proteales; Proteaceae.
GCAAAUAGAUUGUAACUGGUUGGUGUCUUGAUUAAUUGAUUUGAACAAAAAAGAAAAAGAAAAAGAAAAGGUCUUUCGAUUUCUGGUUUUUCCGUGUUGGGUUAGAAAAGAAUCUGACGGAGAGACCACAAUCAACCCAGCCCAGUCCACACGGGCGGCGGCUCGCCGGCCUUGCCUACAUGUUUCUCUUCUCCCAUUCUUGAUUCUCCGGUAUUUCCCUCCUUCAAAAAAACCCUAGAGAGCAACCAAAUUUGAAUACACAACGUAGAGGGGGUGAGAGACAGAAAUCUACAUAGUCCUCUGUCUUGGAUUGCAUAAAUGGUGGAUUCAUUCUGAUGAAUCGGAUUGAUCCUCUGAAUAGAUAUGGCAUCCGAGAUUGAGGUCGUUGAUGAAGGCGAAUGCCAGACGGUUGCGAACAGUGGAAUUUCCACGGGGACGAUAGGUAUAGUUGCAGGCGACGAGAGUAUUCGGAACGAUGUGUAUACUGCCGCGGCAUAUGGUGAUUUGGAGAAGUUGCAGAGGUUGGUGGAGAGCAAAGGGUGUUCAGUAUCUGAGCCGGAUGGGAGUGGGUAUUAUGCGUUGCAGUGGGCAGCUUUGAACAAUAGAACCGCCGCCGCUCAGUAUAUUAUCGAGCAUGGAGGAGAUGUCAAUGCAACCGACCACACUGGGCAAACAGCUCUGCACUGGAGUGCUGUGAGGGGAGCAAUCCAGGCUGCCGAGCUAUUACUCCAGGAGGGUGCUCGUGUAGAUACUACUGAUUCAUAUGGUUACCAGACAACUCAUGUUGCAGCACAAUAUGGUCAAACAGCUUUCCUUUAUCAUAUUGUUAUGAAAUGGAAUGCUGAUCGUGAUGUACCUGAUAAUGAUGGAAGAAGUCCUCUACACUGGGCUGCCUACAAAGGUUUUGCUGAUUGUAUACGGCUUCUUCUAUUUCUGGAUGCGUAUAGGGCACGGCAGGAUAAGGAGGGUUGUACCCCCCUGCAUUGGGCUGCUAUUCGAGGGAACCUAGAGGCGUGCACAGUACUAGUGCAGGCAGGGAAGAAAGAAGACUUGAUGGUGACUGAUAAAACUGGCUUUACGCCAGCACAACUUGCUUCUGAUAAGAAUCACAGACAAGUUGCUUUUUUUCUUGGGAAUGCCAGAAGGUUGUUUGAUAAACGCUGUGAUGGAAACAGCCGCCUGGGGAAAUUUGCAAAGCUAGGGGUUGCACCUGUACUUUGGUGUAUAAUCCUUAUGUUGCUAGUGACCUAUAUUCAUUCAGUCAUCAUGGCAACAAACCUGCCGAAGUUAACAGCUGGAUUUGGGCUUUUUGCAUGGUUGGGUGUUUUUCUUGCAAGUGCUGGUCUAGUGAUGCUCUACAGGUGUACCAGGAAGGAUCCAGGUUAUGUCAGAAUGAAUAUACAUGAUUCCCAGAAUCUGAAAGAUGAUGAACCUUUAUUGAAGAUUGAGCUUGGUCAUCCUGCUUUGCUUGCUGGGAAUUGGUCUCAGCUCUGUGCGACAUGCAAGAUUGUCAGGCCUAUUCGUUCAAAACACUGUUCCACCUGUGAUCGUUGUGUUGAACAAUUUGAUCAUCACUGCCCUGUGGUUUCUAAUUGCAUUGGCAAGAAAAAUAAAUGGGAUUUCUUCAUGUUUCUUGCUCUAGAAGUAUCUGCAAUGGUGAUUACUGGUGUAGUCGCUUUUACAAGAGUCUUGAAGGAUCCGAUGGCUCCAUCUUCUUUUGGAGCAUGGAUUAGUCAUGCUGGCAGUCGCCAUAUUGGGAUCUUGUCUUUUUUGAUUGUGGACUUCCUCCUCUUCUUUGGUGUUGCAAUCUUGACUGUUGUACAGGCUUCACAGAUAUCCCGAAACAUUACAACAAAUGAAAUGGCAAAUGCUAUGCGUUAUAGCUACCUAAGAGGGCCCAGUGGUCGGUUCAGAAAUCCCUAUGAUCAUGGCAUCCGGAAGAACUGUUCAGAUUUCUUGAUCAACGGCUACAAUGAGGAUGUGGAAUUCAUGGAAGGACCCAGCCGUUCUGAUGAGAUUGGAAUGAUGCAGAUAUCUAGGAAUUCAAACUUGCAAAAUGGGGAGGUACAUUCUCACCAUACCAACAUCAAUGGCCACGUAUCUGUUGAUGUAGAUUCUAACAAUUCAAAGGCACAUUUUGGCCACACUCACAACUCCCAGUGCAACCAUAACAACCAUGGGAAGGCCAAUGGUGUCCCCAUAGGGUUGGGUAUCGGUCUAGGACGGAACAAUGGCCGUUCUGUUGUAGUCUCAUGAUCUCUCCCAUUCUGCUAGAAAGUAAAAAAUGUAGUCAAUUUAGUUGUUAGUGUUCAUAUCCACACACCUGGUUAGUUUUUAGUCCAAAAAAGAAAAAAAAAAAAAAUUUGUGGUUUUCUGCCCGGAAAUUUUCAAAUUUUGUUUCUUUAUUGUUUUGUAUUAUUUGAAGUGAAAAAGCAUUAACCUUGAACAGGGAAGUGGAAAGCUUUGGUUUCAGGUGCAGUUAUAUAAGUCGCACUAGAAUCAAAUUUUAUAAAUGAACCUAUUGAGAUUAGCCUAAAGCA